AUGGCUAAUGUUGCACAGACUGAAGAUAUGGAAGUUGAUGCUGAGGUUGAGAAUCGCGAAACAGGUUUCCACCUGCCGUACACGCACGAAAACCACAUUGACUUGCCAAGAUACCGCAACAACCUGAACAACGCAAAUGGCAAACUUGUCAACAAGCACAGGCACACGUUCGUCGAGGAGGCCAGGUUUGAGUGCCCACAGUUCAUUGGUGCGGCCUAUGUUGCUAAUUAUGAGGGACCGACAAUUCUGACUCUUACUAAGGAGGGUGGCCGCACCAAAAAGGAAAUACAACAGUGCAUUAGUAAGGAGAUCAGAAUUCCGGCAGGCAAGAUGAAGUGGGCUCUGCUGUCUGCUAAGAACAUUAAAGUCGGGAAGCAGAUCGACACCAAGUUGACUUUCGACCCUAUUCUCUACGACAGAAUGGACCAUUUAAUUGAGAGGAUUUUUGGCACCUCCCCUGAGGACUGCAGUUUCGGCGACAAGGGGCUCCAAGCACUGCACAAGGCUAGUCUUUGCUUGGAUAUUGGGUUCCCCAAGAUUCCGCCUAUGAGUGAGCUUUUAGUCAAGCCGCUAGAGGAAAUUUACCACUCUGGCUCCAGCACACUUGAUUGCAAGUUGUAUGUCGAGUACCUCCUUGAGCGCCCCGCUGUGUCUGUCGCAGCAGCAGCCACCGCCGUUUCUGUUGUAAAUAAAACUGGUGCUGACGCCGCAUCUAUUACUGACAGUGCACAGCAGAGUUGCAACCGGUGGAUGGCUAUUCGCCUACAGUCUGCCAAUAUCAUUCGGUGGAUAGGAGAGGAAAAGUGCUGGCUAAAGGGCAAAGUUUCCCGCAAAAUUAAGCAGCGGCUGCGGGAUGAACUGGCUGAGCGAAAUCGGGAGCAGUACAUCAAUAUCCAGCCUACUGAUAAUCUCAAGCACAUUAUCAGGCUGAGCGGCUGGAUGCGCAACGAGUUGGCCGCGCAGCAGCAGCAGCAGCAAAAGCAGGAAGCCACAACAGGCAUAAAUAUAAUUCUGGCACCUACAUCGACGCUCAAGCCAAAGCCCAAUCCCAAGCAUCAGCGCAAGGAUUCAUUUAUGCGGCGCGGGCGCUACAGAUGGCCAUACCUCAAAUACACAUCAUACCUGGCACAGCCCGACACACUAGCUCUCGCGGGGUUCUCUUUUAACCCAGUAAAGGACGCACCAGACAACGUGCAAUGCUUCCACUGCGGCUUUGAGCUGACCGGCUGGGAGCCCUCCGACGACCCCUUCUCGGAGCACUACGCGCACCAGCCCAGCUGCACAUACGCCACGCUACACUGCCAAACGCGCGAAGCGCACCUAGGCAACAAAGUCGAGUGGAAGGGCUGGCCGGUAAAUGACAUGGACGCCGAAACGAAGAAGAGGCUCCUGGAUAUGCGCAGUGAUGUGGCCACGCGGCUGGCCACGUUCAAUGAGAAUGAGUGGCCGCAUACGGGGCGGAAGGACUGGAACGUGACGCCGGAGAAACUGGCCAGCGCUGGGUUCUAUUAUACGCCGGAGUGGCCCGGAGACGACACGGCGGCAUGUUUGUUCUGCGGGUAUAUGCUGGCCGAGUGGGAGGCUGAGGAUGAUCCGAAUGCGGAGCAUGAGAAGAGAGUGCCGGAGUGCUUGUUCUUCACUUUGCUUAGGGACAAUGGCAUGCCGUUGGUCGCUAGCCCGCUGCCCAAGGAUACGCCCAGGAGAGUCAGUAUGCGGACAUCGCUACAGGCUGUCACUAUUGUUGAUUCAGACGAUGAUGAGCGGGUGGCGUCGGACUCGUCGGCGUCUAAGCGCCCGCGCCUGAGCGGUGAUCUUAUCAAGGAGGUUAAGGCCGAGGAUCAGGACGACGAUGUGGCAGGCUUGAUGGCCGAGGCCAAGAAGGAGCAGCUUGUUGAAGAGUCCGACCAAGAGGAGCACGAUGAGAUGCGCAUGGACCAGAAUGACGAGAAGGGCGGGAUGGCUCAGAAUGACGAGGAAAGCGAGAUGGACCACGAUGAGCGGCCCGCCAACAAAACCGACGCACACAACGCCGAGGAGCAGGAGGACCACGCCAUCGAAGAAGGGUACGGACACGAGCCGCGCGGCAUUGGCGAGGAGCACCAUAUGGACGCUCAGUCGGGGCCCGACACCCAAGUCGGCCCUGACAUCAGCGAUGUCAGCGAGGUUAGCGACUACAGCGGCAACGAGCAAGAGCAAAGCGACAGCGACAUAGGGCACACGUCCGACACCAGCCCCGACACGCAGUUGUCCAACACGCAGGUGGCCAGCGAUAUGCUGUCGUCGCCCGAGGAAAUGGCCAUCGACGAGUACCAGCAGUCAACACAGGUCGAUGACGCUGAGGAUGCCGCUUGGGAUCUGGACGAGGUUGAAGAGGACAUGACGGUUGAGGAAUUCAUCCAUGCGUGCUGCAACCAAAAGGUCGCUUCGCUCGAGGCGUCAGCCGCCCAGAUGAUCAGCUCAUUCAUGCAGCGGGCGGAGAAUACACGUGAGCGCAUUUACAAUAUGCCUUUGUGA
Messenger RNA from Kickxella alabastrina, 2514 nucleotides. RefSeq lists its product as uncharacterized. NCBI's taxonomy places the organism in Eukaryota, Fungi, Kickxellomycota, Kickxellomycetes, Kickxellales, Kickxellaceae. The coding region runs from base 1 to 2514 and encodes 837 amino acids. The transcript is spliced from 10 exons. The record is from RefSeq and is a predicted model, not a curated record.